CACGCCGAGCAUCGACGGUUCCGACGUUUCGAAACAUUCCGAAAGUCCGUCAAAAGUACCGUGAAGGCUGACUGGGUCCGACCGGACCCACCGCGCGCGGCUCCGCUGAGGAACCGUGAUGAAUGGAGCUAAUUUACAUCUUUUCUUUUUUUUAAUGGAGUUUGGUUGUAACGUCUCUGGGCGCGGAAGUCAUCGGCUCUAAACUGACUCCAGACCAGUUGGCAUCUGGAGGUCCUCUCAGCUGCUGCGUCAUGGCGGCCGGCGGCGGCCUGUCCCCGGAGUCCACGGUCACCUCCCUGCUGUCCAGCUCGGGUCACCUGAGGAGCAGCCUGCUGGGCCCCGACGCCACCUUCAGAUACCGGCACAAGGACUACGAGUCGGCCUCGGCGGCGCUGGACGCCUACAUCAGGGACUUUGAGAGGAGCCGGCAGCCCGCGGGGGGGCUCCUCCUGCCGGGCCCGCCCUCCACGCCGAGCAGAGCCGGAGCGGCCCGGAACAGAGACGUUCUGAAGGAGCGUCUGACCGACCGGGAGCUGGACUUCCUGAACCUCCCCGUCAGCUCCCUUCAUCACCGCGGCAACCGAGAGCGUCUCUCCAUGACGACGGACGAGCUGCUGUGCAUCCCUCACGACGGCUCCAUGCCCGUCACGCACACCUCCGCCUUCCUCCGGGGUCUCCGGUCCCAGUCUGGAUCCUCGGAGCCCGGCUGCUCCUCCAGACCGGCUCACAUGCCCUGGGACCCCCAGCGGAGCCCCCGCCCCCCACCUCCACCCAGGAGCUCCAGAGCGAGGCCAGCGGACCCUCGUGCGUCGCUGCACCUCCCCCGCUGGUUCACCAGCAACAAGACGGACAUGGACUGCUCCGGGCUCAGCAGCGGGCCGGAGCAGAAGUACCCGGCGUGGGUCGGGCGCUGCGACCUCAGCGAGACGACGGCCACGCGGUCCGAGGAGCGCUGGGACCGACGCGCUCCCAGAACCGGGCCUCCGUCCUGGGACCAGACGCCUUCACGGGCUCUCCGGGCUCUCGGGCUCCAGUUCGCUGAACAGAUUUCUCUCCUCGCCGCAGAGCGACGUGGCGAUGACGUCACGGACACGCGGCGCCUGUUCAGAGGCAACAGGAUCGAGGCUCUGAUCCAGAAGGCCGAUCGGGUCCUGAACAGUCUGUCUCUCAGUUCUGGAGACCUGGACGGUCCUGCAGAUCCAGUGGGUGUCGCUGAGGAAGCCGUCAAUCCAGUGAGCAGUGAGGAGCUCCUCCCCCCUCGCGGCCCGGCGGCAGCAGCAGGGGGCGCCGCAGAGGCUCCGCCCCUCCGAGGAGCUCAGGCCUGGGUCUCCGGUCUCCACGGUAACGGCCUCUUUAAGCAGCCGGGUCCAGUGGAGGCGCUGAAGCAGAUGCUGUUCAGACUGCAGGCGGUGGAGGCGGAGCUUCAGCGGCGGCAACUGGCACCGGGGCUCUCAGCCGGGCUGCAGCCGAGGCCUGACGGAGAAGAGCAGCUGGAGAGAGGUCCUGGAGGUCCUGGAGGUCCUGGAGGUCAUGGAGGUCCUGGAGGUCAUGGAGGGCCGUCACUGCAGAGAGCGAUGCACCACCUGAGCCGCCUGAAGGAGCUGGUGGAGGAACCCACAGAGACCCGGGAGGAGGAGGAGGAGGAGCGGGACGAAGAUGAAGGACGCUCCUCCUCUUCUCCCGCUGACGGACUCGUCUGCACGCCGCUCAAACCCUCCUGAGGCCGACAGGAAGCCUGUCCACCAGAGAGGGGGCGGGACUUCCUGUCAGUGUCUCCGUCCUCUCCAGAGGACCAAUCGGAUGUCCCGUCCUCUCGAGAUGCAUCAACACAUCGACCUGCUACAUGUGACACGCUCACGUUAGCAUGUUGCUAUGCUAAACGCUGCAAGCUUAACCUUAUCAGCUAAAUGUUCCCGGCUAACGUUACAGCCAGCGGCGCUGUAAUAACAGCGUUGAUUAUUAUCAGGUCAUUUAUUCAUAUUCGAUCUGCAGCGACGAGUUUGAUGAGAUUUCAUCUAGGAUGACGAGUCGUUAGAGAUUCAGUCUCUCUGUCUCGGUCAGGAGGUCAUCGUGUUCAGACUGACGUUAUGAGCUGAUGGUUCAACUCCCAUGAGGGAGGAAACGUCUCUGAGUCUCUGAGUGAAGAACAAAGAUCUGUAUUUAUAUUCUGUUGAGCCUCAUUGAGGCGUUGAAGAGACGCUGAACCCCUUUGAUCUUUGUUAUGAGCGACACCUGAGCAGGUGUUCUGUAACUGUGAAGAUGUUUGGAUUAAACACGACUCGGUGCCAAAAAU
Molecule: messenger RNA, 2293 nt
Organism: Pseudoliparis swirei
Lineage: Eukaryota; Metazoa; Chordata; Actinopteri; Perciformes; Liparidae
Gene: c15h18orf54
Product: chromosome 15 C18orf54 homolog
Exons: 15
Coding region: 252-1721 (489 amino acids)
Source: RefSeq, a predicted model, not a curated record